UCCGGAACUUGGAGUUUGCUUCCAUGAGUUUGAUGGCGCGUGUGAAUAAAGUGUGUUUUCUUGUUCAAUUGCUGGGCGUGAACUGAAGUGCACUUGGACGGGCCAGCGUCAGCCGAUUUUGGGUGGCCCACUUGUCGUGUCGUGUGAUCGUUUUCUGGAGCGCAUUCAAAGACGCUUUUCGCAAGUCGCGUAGCUGCGGUAGCUCUUUACGUACCGUUUGACUAUUAUCAGCUGCCGGACGGCGUGCUCCCGGCGAUUGGGCCAUGUGACACCACCGGCGGGGGGUGUGAGUGGGCGUUUUCGAACACAGCGGCCGGAAAGCGAGGCCGGCGGCGGUCGCAUCUCGUCGCGCCAGAUCGUGCUGUCUGCUUCGUCACCGCGCCGUGAUGAUGACUCUUCAGGACGGCACCGAUGAAACUGCAAACUCUGCGGACAGCUCGCUCAAGAUGCGGUCAGACACGAUUGACCUAGCAGACCAGUCCCUGCUCGUGGACAUCUCGGAUGCCCUGAGCGAAAGGGACAAGGUCAAGUUCACGGUGCACACCAAGACGACGCUGCCGGACUUCCAGAAACCAGAGUUCUCGGUGUUGCGGCAGCAUGAGGAGUUCAUCUGGUUGCACGAUGCCCUGGAGGAAUCUGAAAGUUACGCAGGCUUCAUCAUUCCACCGGCACCUCCUCGGCCGGACUUUGACGCCUCUCGGGAGAAGCUUCAGAAGCUGGGCGAGGGCGAGGGUUCCAUGACCAAGGAGGAGUUCACCAAGAUGAAGCAGGAGCUCGAGGCGGAGUACCUGGCAACAUUCAAGAAAACGGUGGCCAUGCACGAGUUGUUCCUGCAGCGGCUCGCCCUGCACCCUGUCUUCCGUGCAGAUGCAAACUUCCAUGUCUUCCUCGAGUACGAGAAGGAGCUGAGCGUGCGGGGCAAGAACAAAAAGGAGAAACUGGCGGGCCUGCUGAGCCACCUGGGCAAGUCGGCGGACGACCUGCGCCUCUCGUCGACCCAGAAGGACGUGGACGAGUUCUUCGAGCAUGAGCGCAACUUCCUCACCGAGUACCACACGCACGUGCGUGACGCCACCACCAAGGCCGACCGCAUGACCCGGGCCCACAAGAAUGUGGCCGACAGCUACAUCAAGAUUUCAUCCUGCCUCACCCAGUUAGCCACAGUCGAGUCAUCCGAGCUGGAGAAGUUCUUCCCCAAGGUUGCAGAGUCCUUCGAGAAGGCUCGGAAAAUCGAAGGCCGGGUGGCAACGGAUGAAGAUUUGAAGUUGUCGGACACGUUGCGGUACUACAUGCGUGACACCUCUGCUGCCAAGGACCUGCUCUACCGGCGGCUGCGCUGCUUAGCCAACUACGAGAAUGCCAACCGUGCUCUGGAGCGGGCACGCAACAAGAACAAGGAGGUCCAAGCGGCCGAGUCAGCCCAGCAGGAGGCCUGUGAGAAGUUCGAGGGCAUCUCAAAGCAGGCAAAGCAGGAGUUAACCGACUUCAAGACUCGCCGUGUGAACAACUUCCGCAAGAACCUGCUCGAGCUUGUGGAGUUGGAGCUCAAGCAUGCCAAGGCGCAGGUUCAACUGCUCAAGAGCAGCAUAGCAAUGCUGAAGAACGAGCCGGUCAAAGUGUGAAAACCUGGGGGCCAACUGCCACUGCCAACCGCAACAACCGGCCCAAGAGUAUUUUCCUGUACUAUAUUUAUUUUUCUGUUUCUUUUUUGCAACAAGCAGAGACAAGGGGGUCUUUUUUGGGUAUGUGAAAUAAAAGAGCAUUCUAUUCAGGUU
Molecule: messenger RNA, 1775 nt
Organism: Dermacentor silvarum
Lineage: Eukaryota; Metazoa; Arthropoda; Arachnida; Ixodida; Ixodidae
Gene: Snx6
Product: sorting nexin-6
Exons: 13
Coding region: 387-1622 (411 amino acids)
Biological process (GO): phagosome-lysosome fusion involved in apoptotic cell clearance
Molecular function (GO): phosphatidylinositol binding
Source: RefSeq, a predicted model, not a curated record